Molecule: messenger RNA, 1167 nt
Organism: Mollisia scopiformis
Lineage: Eukaryota; Fungi; Ascomycota; Leotiomycetes; Helotiales; Mollisiaceae
Product: ribosomal protein S2
Exons: 3
Coding region: 1-1167 (388 amino acids)
Biological process (GO): translation
Cellular component (GO): mitochondrial small ribosomal subunit; ribosome
Molecular function (GO): structural constituent of ribosome
Source: RefSeq, a predicted model, not a curated record
AUGAUCCUCAGAAAUGUAGCCAUACGGCAUGGCCGUAAGGCGCUUGCUGCUCCCAUCAAAAAGUCCCUUCUCCGAACCAUCACCACCGAGACUCUGCAGCAAGAAACCGAAGCAAUCGAACACAGCUUAAUGAAUCAUAGCAAGGAAACACAUUCCAUCGAAGCCAACUUCAAUCAACUACCACACACCAGCUCCUUCAUCCCUCCACGAACGAACGGGCCAUCCUCUCAAGAAGUCAAAGAAGCUUUUCACUCAAAAUACCAAAUCAAAGCAACAACAGACAGGCUUGGUUCCCAAAUCGACCCCUACUACCAACCCCAUCAACUCAUCAUCGACCCCCCGAAACCCGAAGAUGUCACAUUAGAGCUAUUAAUGGCCAGCCAAAGCCAUCUCGGCCAUUCGACCAGUCUGUGGAACCCAAUGAACCAACGAUAUAUCUUUGGCGUUAGACAGGGCAUACACAUCAUAUCUCUCGAAACGACAGCCGCACAUCUACGACGAGCUGCAAAAGUAGUUGAGGGCGUUGCAUACCAUGGCGGCUUGAUCCUCUUUGUCGGCACUCGCGCUGGCCAAGGAUCUUGCGUAGUCAAGGCUGCUGAACUCGCACAGGGCUGCCACCUCUUUGAGAAAUGGAUACCGGGCUCAAUCACGAACGGGGAUCAAAUCCUGGCUAAAUGCGGCAUCAAAGCGAUAGAUAUGCAUGAUAAGGAAGUAGAGGGCUACGAAGAGAAGAUUGCGGACUGGAGCGCGUUGAAGCCGGAUUUGGUUGUGUGUUUGAAUCCGCUGGAGAACUAUAUCCUACUGCAUGAGUGUGGACUGAACAAUAUUCCGACGAUUGGAGUUAUUGACACGGAUGCGGAUCCGACUUGGGUUACGUAUCCCAUUCCUGCUAAUGAUGACAGUUUGCGCUGCAUACAAGUCAUAGCCGGCGUCCUAGGUCGCGCGGGCGAGUCUGGUCAGAAGAAACGUCUGAAAGCAGCCGAAACUGGAAAGGUGACUUGGUUGCCGCCUCCACGACUGGGAAACCCAAAGACGGAAGAGGAUCGGAAGAGAGAAGCGGAGUUGAGGAAGAAUAAGAGGAAUCUUGGCUUGGCACAGGAUAGUGUGGAUAAGAGGACUCCAAGGGGGAGAAAGAAGGAGGAGGAUGACGAGGAUGAUGAUUUGUAG